CUAGUUAAUAAAUAGCCUCCAAUGCAGUCUUGUUAUGGCUUCAGAAUUAUCUGUCGAUGCUGUUCGUGACUUCAUCGUGCUGAAUGAUGGGAAAGUUAAAAACACAACUCUCGUAGCUCAUUUCAAAAAGUUUUUAAAUGAUCCUCAAAAAAAGUCAGAUUCACGGCAGAGAUUUAAGGACUGUGUGAAUACAGUUGCUGUCGUGAAAACGGAAAAUGGAGAGAAAUAUGUGCAAUUGAAAAAAAAAUAUCGUACAGCUGCACCGAUAACUGCCUCGUCCUCUACUUUGCCUGCUCCCGAGGUUACCGAUCAAAACAGCACACAAGCGUCGCCAAGCCAUAUUUCUUCAUUUGAUGCACCUAUUGUGCCGGAAUCCGAACAACCUGUUUUACAUGGAGGAUAUUCUGCCCCGAUUACGUACCGUGACACGCAAGAAUUUAAAAAUGAAGAUAGUGAAGAAUAUCCUGUGUUAACAUUUGGGCCACCAGGUGGCGAUCAAACACAACAAGUCGACCCACAAGUUUCAAGCCCAGAACAUCGCAAAAAUGAACCGGACUCUUCAAUUACAAGCAAUGAGCCUCCCGGACCAUCUAUGGAUUCGAGCGGGGUUUUUCGCGUUCCGCUACCACCUGGCGACCGUAAAUCGAAUUCCGAAACCCCACGACGACCUUCACAACCUCACCUGGUACCGAAUGGCGCAGUAGAGCAAGCUCGGCUAAAUUUUCAGAACAAUUCUGGUGAGGAUACUUCGUCAAUUAUGCAGUCUGAGGCAUCUCUUGAUAGCAACAAAGAAAAUGAAUUUGACGAUGACCGUCAGGGAGGUCAGUUUUCAAUGGAUCCCUUAGAAAAGCAGUGGAUGCUAAUGGCAGCGAAAGGCGACAUGGUAGAGCUCAGGAAACUUUUGAAUAAGGAUCCAAACUUAGCAGAAAAGAAAGACUUUGUGUUUGGGUACACUGCUUUACAUUGGGCAGCGAAAAAGGGGAGCGUUGAUCUGGUGCGAAUGUUUGGAGACACGGGUAUAGACGUUAAUAGUAUAUCAAACGGUGGUUACACAGCCAUGCAUUGCGCUAUGCAUGGGCAUGAGAAAGUAGUUCAAGUCCUGGUGGAAGAAUAUGAGGCAGAUGCACACAUUCGUAAUUUACUCUGGGGAAACAAAGUUAAAGACUAUUUACAAUUCGGCGCAAUAUCUUUGUCAAUUCAAAAAUUAUUAUUUGGAAACGAUGGCACUGGUUCUGUAAGAGAUUUCGCAGCGGGUUUACGACCUCGACUUGAUUCUGUCCGUAAAUCGAAACGCCUCGGAAAUGCUAUAAGUGGAGGUGUCGGAGUUCUCGGUGCUCUUGUACGAGGGAAGUCAACUUCAUCAGAAGAUGUUACAAGUAUUUCAUCAGCAAGUCCAAGUAUUGGUCGAAGAGGAAGUUUUAAAUCGAAAGUGAAAAAGAAAAGUCGAAAAUGGAGUAAAGAAGAGAGGCCAAGCAUAAGUAUAGUGUCCUCAAAUUCAGCGAACUCAGACGAAAUCGAAGCAGGGUUCGUCGUACCAAGAACAACUUCCUCAGCGCAUGAAGGAAUGCGACGUGGACAUUCUUCCUCCCCCAGUUUUCCAAGGCCUAACUCAUCCCGAGACCCCGGUCAUCGACCCAGAGGCGAAUCAUCAGCAUCUAAGACUAAGAGAUAUGAUCAUGGAGACAGCGAUCGUUAACAAAUAAUUGCUGGGUAUAUUUGGUGGUUCUUCUAUAAAUAUAUUGGUCAACGGUUCUUAAGCUUUCAUGAUGUGUGGCCCACUUCCUAAGGCUUUCAACACUUAUGGCCUCCUACACCUACUCCUUUAACCAGUUUUUCUUUCAUAUCUUCAUCAGUUACUUUAUGCGCCACGUUUAAUAAUAAAAAGCCAUAAUUUGAAAACAAAAAAACAAUUAAAUUGAAUAGUUCGGUCAAUUUACUUUAAAUCAAUAUAGGCAAUAAGCGUCUCAAACCACAGUAUACUUCGUCAGGGCCUUUGCUUGUGACCCUCAGUGAACCACUGCAUGAGGGAACGGGGUUCCUAUUUUGGAAACUAUGAUAUAUAUUAUUCAUCAUAGGCAGAACUUGUAAUAUCUAUGCGAGAAAAUUAUUUCAAUUUUUUACAAUUUCCUUUUAGUUUCUAGUAACAUGCAUUAUUGUGUUGGAGUUCUGAACAUUCAGAACUGGCUACAUUUUAUCAUUAUUCACAAAUAUUCAAUGGCUGUGACUGUGGUGUGUGUUUUUAUUGGUUUUUCAAUGAAAGUACAUAAAGAGUAAAAAAUUGACAAAUAACCAGAAAUCAACUAUAGAUAUUAGAACUCAUAUUAUCCCUGCUCACCUGACCUCCAUUUCUGAGCCAAUUUCUACCUUUUUGUGUCAAUCGGUACGAAGCACCUUAGUUCUCUCAUUUUGUAUAAAGGAUUAGGGGCUAUUUAGCGUGAUGUAUACUGCGGCAUAUGUUGCCAACACCUUACGUGGCGCUCCAGAAGUGUGUGUAGGGGGUGUAUUCACUUGGCCAACACAGACAGUCCCCGGACUCGUAAUAAAACUAAAAUUAGG
Molecule: messenger RNA, 2556 nt
Organism: Styela clava
Lineage: Eukaryota; Metazoa; Chordata; Ascidiacea; Stolidobranchia; Styelidae
Product: ankyrin repeat domain-containing protein SOWAHC-like
Molecular function (GO): protein binding
Source: RefSeq, a predicted model, not a curated record